UGUUUGAAGCGCGAAAUUCAGGCGCCUGGAGACGUCUACGUAUCGACGUUUUAGCGUAUCAUUCUACCCUAAAAGCGUAACUCCGUGUUGACAAGGCGGAGCCGCGUCGAAGUAGACGUCAAUUGGAGCUCAAUCGUGCGUGCUGGAGACGUCGAAGUAGAGCGUGUGAGUGGGUGUUGCGUUGUUUGCAAAUGAUCGUGUGAAGCCGUACUGUAGCAAGUGCAUAUUGAUGAUUUCAUCGACACGAGCAUUCCUCGUCUGCUUGUUCGUGCAGGCUUGUUAUUGUAGUACCGUCUUUCUAGACGAAGACGUGGCCGUUGGUACGUUAGUAAGAGAUGUGAGAGCGGACAUUCCUGGAGCAUCGGAUUUCAGGUUCUACAAAAGCGGCGGCUCUCUGAUUGACUUCCAGACUGGGCACUUUGUGAUAAACGGGUCUGGCGUUAUCAGGACGAAUGCUUCGCUGGAUUACGAGAACAUACGUCUCCGUAGCAUUCGUCUGUUCGUUAUUGGCAGUGAGGGAAUUUCUAAUGUGGGAGUCAACAUUUCUGUGAUUAUCCGGGACACUAACGACAAUGCUCCGUAUUUCAUUGGUUCUGUGUUUUAUGGGUUUGUUAAAGAGAACGUAGAGGCUGGAAGCAAUGUGUCUGGGAUACCUUUACUGCAAGCGUAUGAUAGAGAUUCGUUGAGUAAUGGUGUGGUGAGAUAUGAACUGGUGAAUUCGAGUGAUUGGUUCUAUAUUGAAACAAUUACACAAGCAGACUACUCUCCAAUUUUGUCUUUGCAGACACGUUUAGGGAUCGAUCGAGAAGUAAGGGAGUCAAUUGAUGUUGUGAUAAAGGCAGUGGACAGUGGUGGACUAAGUGCAACUGCUACCAUACAUGUUACUAUUGAGGAUGAAAACGACAAUCCACCUCAGUUUAUGGCAUCCAUGGGCAAUUCUUUUCAAGUCUCAGAAAAUGCAAGAAUUGGACAGUCAGUUUUUCAGGCUCGAGCAACUGAUAUUGAUUAUGGAAUUAAUGCUCGUGUGUAUUUUUCAUUGUCAACGUCUUUGAGUGAGUUUAGCUGUCAUCCAGAGACAGGUGUUGUCUCUGUUGCUAAACUCCUGGACUUUGAAACUACUAAGCAAUACUUUCUGACUGUAAGAGUAACUGAUCGCAGCAUUCCAUUAAAAUUGAGUGAGAAGAAUAUAACUGUAAAUGUAGUCGAUGCUAAUGAGCAUGCUCCUGCAUUUUCAUUACCUCCUGGGCCAGUCCAGAUUAUGAGCAAUGCAGUAAUUGGAGUAGUUGUGGCAUCUAUUGGGGUUAUGGAUGAUGAUGCAGUCCUUAACGAAGUAAUCGAGCUGGAAAUUACUGAUGGUGAUCCACAAAUGCAUUUUCGUGUUGGUCCAAGUCGAAGAGUGAACAAGAAACAAGUUUUUCGAGUUUUUCUUGCGAGGGCAUUAAAUGAAGACCCUGACAUUCUACCAAGAUUUUUCUUGACUUUAGUAGCUCGUGAUAGUGGACAUCCUCAACUCUCAAGUAGAUCAAGACUAACUAUCGAUGUUGUUCAAGGAACGGAUCUUGUCAAAUUUGAAAAGGACAUUUAUGAGGUUAACAUUGGAGAAGAUUCGCCUCUUGGACAUGUGGUCAAGUGGCUUUUUGCAGGACAUACAUGUAGUCCAGGAAGAACUGUACAGUAUUCUUUUAUCCAUUCGGUAUCACUAGUUACCAAGUUUGAAAUUGGAAUUGAUACAGGUGUGAUUACUGUACGUGAGCCUCUAGACCGAGAAACAAUGGAUUUCUAUAAUCUCACAAUAGAAGCUAAAUGCUCAAUUCAAUCAGCUCGAGCUAAUGUUCUUGUCAGGAUUCUUGAUGCGAAUGAUAACACUCCAGUAUUUACUCAGUCAAUGUAUACAAUCUCAUUACCAGAAAAUGCUGCUAUUGGUCAACUGAUUUCAGCAGUAACUGCUGUGGACAGUGAUAUUGGUAGCAAUGGUGAUGUGCGAUACAGUAUUGUUGACUCGACCGCUCCCAAUUGGUUUACGAUCAAUGAAUUUAAUGGAGCCAUUGCUCCAGCUUUGUCUUUGGACUAUGAAACAGCUGUAGGACAUUCUGUAGGUAUUACUAUUCAUGCAGAAGAUCAAGGUGAACCUCUUCAUCGUUUCACUGACACUCAACUUCUUGUGUCACUAGAUGAUGUUAAUGAUAAUCCUCCAUUGUUUGUACUAAGUUUGUAUUCUUGUGUUGUUCCUGAGGAAAGUCCUCCUGGAACUGGUUGUGUGCAGCUUAAUGUUUUUGACAAGGAUAAUCCAUCUGUCAAUCGAAUGACCUUCAGCAUCAUCAGUGGUGAUCCAAUGAAUGACUUUGCUGUUGAUUCAUCAGGAACAGUGAAGACUACAAAGAAAUUAGAUAGAGAGAAUGUUCCAUCAUACACACUGACUAUUACUGUAAGUGAUGGUCGAAAUGAUGGCGAAAACAAUGCUACCCUUGUUGUGACAGUUUUGGAUGUUGUAGACAGUAGUGUCCACUUUAGCAGGCCAGUGUACAAUGUGACAGUGGAGGAUAACUUGGCUGUUGACUCAGUUGUUGUGAAGGUCCAUGCAGACACAAAUGACAUUGGGAUAAAUGCUCUGAUUACUUAUAGCCUUCAGGGAUUUUCAUUUUUCCGUAUCGAUCCUUUCUCAGGUGAUGUGAGACUAACUUCUCAUGGCCUUGGUGCACCUGCGAUGUAUACAGGUAGUGUUAUUGCUACUGGUCCUGGCUCUUCUUCCAAAUCGGCAACAGCAUCAGUAAGAAUCAAUGUUAUAGCUGGAAACAACCCUCCAUACUUUAAAGUUGGUUCCAUUGACAGAAGAGUUGUUAGUUUUACUGUCCCUGUUGGAUCUGUUGUGGCAUCUGUUGAAGCUGUUGAUUCAGAUACUAAUGACACCAUUACUUAUUCUCUGACUAAACCAUCGUCUCUCUUUGCUUUAAAUGGUUCACAUAUUUACACAACUAAUGUUCUUGAUAAUGGGACAGAAUAUUCUGUUUCUAUUACAGCCACUGAUUCAGGGAUGCCGCAGAAGAGAGCACAUCUGGUUGUUUAUAUCACUACGUAUGCACCAAGCACUGACUCCCUGAAUACUCACAGUCCAGUAUUCCAACAAUCGCACUAUGAAUCGAAUGUCUUGGAGGGGUCUGUUCCUGGUGCUGUUUUUUUGACUGUUUCAGCUACAGAUAGUGACAGUGCAUCACUCACAUAUUCAAUAAUUAAUGUAAUACCCACAUCUGGAAGUGAUCUUUUUGGAAUCAGUGCUACAGGUGUUAUUGACACUAAGCAUGAAAUUGAUCGUGAGGUGGCUGCAGUGUAUUUCCUCACGGUACAAGCUUCAGAUGGUCAGCUUUCAUCUCAGUGUUCUGUGACUGUUAUAGUCAAUGAUCAGAAUGACAAUGUUCCUCAGCUAGCAGGAAGUUAUGAUGUUAUUGUGCAGGAAAAUGUUCCAGUUGGCACUCGAGUAUUCACAUUGAAUGACACUGACCCCGAUGUAGGAACCGGUGUGCAUGCAAUGUUUUUGUCUCGGGAUGCAACAAACUUUUUCAGUGCUGAUAAUGACUUUGGCUACAUAACAAUUGUGAAAGCAUUAGAUCUUGAAGCAAGAGUAGACACACCACCUCCAUUUAUAACUUUGAGGGCUGAAGAUACAGAUACUCAUGAAAGGUUUAGGACAACUAAUGUCAAUUUCCAUUAUAUAGAUGUCAAUGAUAAUUCUCCAGGAUUUGACCCUACCAGUUACUCGGUUUCAAUACCAGAAAACUUUAUGCCUGGAAAAUCUAUAUUGUCUGUUUCUGCCUCGGAUGCAGAUCUUGACAAGACAAAAGGUGGCAAAAUUUCAUUCUACAUUAAAUCUGGUAAUGAGGGUGACAUGUUCUAUAUUGAUGAAGCCACAGGCGUAAUAUCAAGUCAAUUGUCUUUGGAUUUUGAAAGGAAGAGCAUCUAUGAUUUGGUUGUUCAGGCAAGAGAUCACGGUGUGGUACCACGGACAUCACUGGUAAAAGCAACAGUUCGUAUUGAAAUCACAAAUGUUAACGACUUUGCACCUGUAUUUCAAUUCAGUUCUUACUCAGUUAAUUUACAAGCACCAGUAGACAAGGGUGAUGUAAUCAUUACUUUGUCAGCAACAGAUGAAGAUCUAGGCAAAGAAGGUGAGGUACAAUAUGAACUGGACAAUGUUCAUUUUAGCAUCAAUUCUACAACUGGGGAAGUUGUUUCAUCUUCUUCUAUUCAACCUGGCCAAACAACUAUUAUUGUGAAAGCUACAGAUCAGGCUGAUGUUCACGAGAGAAACUCAACUGAAACACGUUUGACUGUCAAGGUUAUUGCUUCCAAUGCUGCCCCAACGGUACCUGCCACUACUCAACCUUUGUUGUUGUAUGAAAAUCAUGCACCAGGAACAGUGGUAACAUCUGUGAAGUCUCUAGUUGUUGACAAGGACACUGGUUAUGCAGGGAUUGUUUUGUUUGCUAUUACAGAAGGAAAUGAUGAUUUAAGAUUUGAUAUUGAUUACUUGUCUGGCGACAUCAUUUUGAUAAAUAGACUAAACAGAGAAAAGACACCUCACUAUGAGCUGGUAAUCACUGUCAGUGAUUUAGGAGACCCUAUUAUGGUUUCUAAAGUGCGGUACCGAACUGAUGUACUGGAUGUAAAUGACAACACGCCGCAGUUUUUUUCGGACACACAGUUUGUACUAAAUGUGUCAGAGGCUGCAACAGCUGGAGCUCGCAUUGGCCAAGUUACAGCUAAUGAUGCUGAUGAGGGGAACAAUGCAACUGUGCGUUAUAGAAUUGCUAAUGAUGUGUUAGGAAAGUUUGGAAUCACAAAUGAUACAGGGUGUAUUAUUGUGAAAGGAAUAUUGGACAGAGAGUCUGAUGCAGCUUAUCAAUUGGUUAUUGAGGCAUAUGAUUUGGGCACACCAAACAGCCUUGUCUCAAGUAUCAGCAUUGACAUUAUUGUGACUGAUAUUGCAGAUUCUCCUCCAGUGUGCAAUCCAAGCUCUUAUGAUGUGGCUAUUUCUGGUGACUACCAAGUUGGAUUUGCUGUUUUGCAAAUUCAGUGCCUAGAAGUGGACAAUGCUGUAGUAACAUACAGUCUACUGUCUGGCAAUAUGACAUACUGGAACGUAGACAGUAAGAGUGGAAUUAUUAGUCUAAAAGCUGCAUUACCUGGUAAUGCCAAACAUCAUAAGUUGUCUGUUGCUGCUAUGAAUUCUUUAGCAUCCAAUCUAUCAACCAUUGUGUUGGUCAAUGUUUUUGUGCAGAGAGUGGAGAGGAACCUUCAUUGGCCUAUUUUCACGUCAUUUCAACCAUUGUCUGGUGUGGUGUGUGAAAACUCAACUGUAGGAAGUUCAGUUUUGCAACUAUUCGCUGCUGAUGGUGACACAAACAUUGAAGGAGAAUUUGAGUAUUUCAUGGUGGGUGGUGAUGGACUAGGCAAGUUUGCAGUGAAUAAGUCGUCUGGUUUGGUGACAUUAAUUAGUCAAAUUGAUUAUGAAAUUUCAUCUGAGUACUUUAUCACUGUUGUGGCAAAGGAUAAAGGGUUUUACCCCAAGUCAAGUCAAUUGACUCUGAGAGUUUUUGUAGGUGGAGUCAACAAUCGACCACCAAUGUUUUCACGUGGGAGCACUACAGUCUCAUUGACUGAAACGAACUCUCCUGGUCGCUUUGUGGCAGUAACUGCAGCGUAUGAUCCAGACCGAUGGACAAGUGUACACCACUCCAUUGUGUCAGGAAAUGAUGUAGACUUUCAGAUUGAUUCUGUAAGUGGCAUGAUCACUACUGGAGCAGCAGAAGUUGAUAGAGAUGUACAAUUUCCUCCUGUUCACAGUGUCACAGUGCAAGCCACUGAUGUGGAUCAGUCAGUCUCUAGCAUUUUGUUGUUUGUUGAACUUUUGGACAGAGAUGACAACCCACCUGAAUUUACAACUAAGGGUUAUAAUGUUACUGUUUACAGCACAGUUUCACCUGAUUGGCCUCUUGUACGAGUAGUGGCCCGAGACAUUGAUUUUGGUUCUAAUUCAGCUAUUAUCUAUUCUGCCACGUCAGCAAAUUUCACCAUCAAUCAGACAACUGGUACCAUAAAGACUACUACAAAGUUGAAACCGUCAACACUGUACAGAUUCUCUGUACAUGCAAUGUCCAGUGUUACAUCACGUUUUGGUGAUACAGAACGUGUUACAGUAGACGUUCGUGAAGUUUCACGAUCAAAACGUGCUACAAACACCAGACCACACUUCAUAGUCAGUUCUGUCGCUGUCAGAGAAGACCAUAUGAUUGGCACCAUUGUGACAGCAGGACCAGUGGCAAUGGAUGAUGAUGAUGAUUUGCUAAUGUUUCGUGUAGAAAAAUCAUCAGGUUCUGAUGUUGUUGCUAUUUAUCCUAAUAGUGGUAUGCUUUAUCUAGCAUUGUCAGUAGAUCGUGAACUACAAGAUUUAUAUUCCUUGAAUGUGACUGUAUUUGAUGGGAUGGAUACAGUCAGUGCAAUCAUCAUGAUGACAGUUGCAGAUGUAAAUGAUAAUUGGCCAGUUUUCGAAGGCCCAUCAGUCAUUACGAUUGUUGAAAAUGUGUAUCCUGUGUCAGUGACUAUUGAUGCAUCAGAUGCAGACACUGGAAAAAAUUCCAGGUUACACUACUGGAUCAGUGAGUUUAUUACUCCACAUUCUGCUGGUCUCUUUGUUGUCUUGCCAGGUUCUAGUGUACUGAAUGUAUCUAAGGCUUUGGAUAGAGAAAUGGCUGCUCAGCAUAUCUUGAUUAUUUGUGCAGAAGAUCAGGGGAGCCCACGGACAAAGAACUGCACAGAAUUGAUUGUCAAUGUGGAGGACAUGAAUGACAAUGCACCACUGUUCCCAGUUCAUGAAUAUGCAGCACUUAUACCAGAAGAUAUGCUGCCUGGCCAUCAUGUGCUAACAGUAACUGUUGCUGAUCUUGAUGUUGGAGACAAUGCUGCUGUUAGUUAUCAGUUGUCGUCUGAUGAAAGCAUUCCAUUUGUAAUCAAUGAAACAACUGGGGAUUUGAUUAUUUCACAACCAGUUGACUAUGCAUUCCAGCAGUCAUAUAUGUUUACUAUCAUUGCGAUGGAUCAUGGCAGGCCUAGUUUGUCUGCAAAUGCCACUGCUGUUAUUCACAUUCAAGAUGUUCAUGAUUCAGGUCCAGUCUGGAGUCAAAACUUAUAUUCAGCUACUGUCAUUGAAAAUGAUGAUAUUGGUAAGUAUGUUCUAACUGUAUCUGCAAUGUCAAGUGGUCCCGUGACAUACAGCAUUGUAACUGACCCAAGUGGAGCUUUGACUGUUGAUCCUAACUUGGGCGUAGUCACAACACACAGUGUUUUGGAUCGUGAAGCUGUGCCUGCGUUCAAUGUGACUAUCCGCUCAUGCAAAUUGGAAGGGCUAUGCAGUAAUGUGACUUUAAUGGUGACUAUUGCAGAUGUCAACGACAACCCACCUCAAUUCUUGCCUUCUAGUCAACUAAUUUUCAAUGUUAGUGAAGGAUUAGGCGUGGGACAUGAAGUAUUUACAUUGUCUGUUGAUGACAAAGACAAUGGUACAAAUGCAGAAGUUGUCUAUUCUUUUGUUGGCAAACGACCAUCCUAUUUUACUAUUGCUAGUGACACUGGGAGAGUGAAUGUGGAACUAGCUAUGAAUCGAGAGCAGACUAACCAGAUUUCAUUUCAAGUUGAAGCUAAGGAUAUGGGAAGGCCAAAACUGGCUUCAACAGCUGAAGUGACUGUCAACGUGUUGGAUGUGAAUGACAACAACCCAAAGUUUAUGCAGGCGAGCUAUGUGCAGAAUGUUACGAUUCCUGUGCCAGUGGGGUACACUGUGAUUCAAGUAAUAGCACUAGAUCCUGAUGAUGGCAAAAAUGGUGAAGUAAGUUACUCUGUUGCAUCUGGAUUGACAGCUGAAAAGUUGACAAUAAGUGGUUCAUCAGGUGUAAUAUCUGUUUCUGAGAACUAUGACUUGAAAUCUAUGUACCAGUUGACUGUACAAGCUUCUGAUGGUGGUGGACGUGUCUCAGAUGUAAGAGUAGUAAUUCACUUUAUCUAUCAACCUGGAAGCAUUCAGUUUACCCCAGCUCAAUAUAGUCAAACCAUACUAGAAAACAAUCUUUUAAAUGAGGUUGUUGUGACUGUCAAGGCAGUUGACUUUCUAAUGUCAACUUCCUCUCAUCUUGUCUACUCCCUCGUCAUGCCAAGUGAUGAGUUCAAAAUCAAUUUUAGUACUGGUGUCGUUAAGGUUAUAAAAUCAUUAGACAGAGAGACUACCUCACAGUAUCGCCUCAUAGUUCAAGUGGAUGACGUGUUUGAUCACAACAGACUGGCUCAAGCAGAGGUGGACAUCAUUGUGGAAGAUGUGAAUGACAAUUCACCAAUGUUUGCUCAAGCAAUUUAUCAGGCUACUGUUCGGGAUGAUACUGCACAAGGGACUAGUGUUACACGCGUGAUAGCAACUGAUGCAGAUGCUGAAGAAAAUGGAGACAUAAUUUACACCAUUUCAAAAACGACAACUGACAAAUUCAAGAUUGAUCAGAAUGGUGUUAUUAGUACAACAACAACAUUAGCACGGACGGGUUCCCAAGCGAUUCAGCACACAUUGACGAUCAUUGCUUCUGAUCAGGGCACACCUCCUCGAAAUGACUCAACAAUUGUUAACAUAUUUAUUGUUGAUGUUGAUGCACCUCGCUUUAACUCUACAUCAUAUAUUGUAUCAGUCAAAGAGAGUGCUGCUAAGGGUAGCGUUGUAGCUCAUGUAGUAGCUGAUAGUAUGUCAUCACGUAAACCAAAAUACAUUAUUGUAUCUGGAGAUGAUCAGCAACAGUUUAGCAUAAAUCCUGACAGUGGUGUGGUGACAAUAGUAAAUCGUCUUGACUUUGAAAGUGUCACACAAUAUGUUCUUCAAGUUCGUGCUAGUGAUACUGUUACCAAAGCUCUGUUUGCAGAGGCGUUGUUGAACGUAACUGUGAUUGAUGUAAAUGAUAAUGAUCCAAUAUUUAGCUUUGCUGGAUUUAUGGCCAAUGUGGAUGAAGAUGUCCCUAUCGGUACUGUACUUACAGUUCUCACAGCGACCGACAAAGACUCUGGAUCUUUUGGUGAAGUUUAUUACUUUAUAAAAACAGUCAACAGAACCCAGAAUUUUGGUGACGUAUUUCAUAUUCAUUCACAGUCUGGAAAUCUGACAAACAUUAAAUCUUUGGAUCAUGAACAGCACAAAGAGUAUCGUUUCACAGUUACUGCUCAGGAUGGUGGUCAGCCGUCUCGAUCAUCAGACACUGAAGUAAGAAUCAGAGCAUUAAAUGUCAAUGACAACUCACCGUUAUUCCAGCAAGGUGAAAUAAGAGCUAGUGUUGAAGAGAAUGCUGCAAUGGACACAACUAUUACAACUAUUCAAGCCACUGAUGAGGAUGGUGAUGCUUUGACUUACUUAUUAGUCAAUGUUGCUGGUCAUACAGAUUCCAGAAUAGAAGAAUUCACAUUAGAUCAAACCAGUGGAGUUUUGACAUCUGUGCAAGAACUAACGAAAAGGCAGUACAAUUUUCAUGUAGCUGCAAAUGAUGGUGUGUUCCAAACUAUAGCUAACCUGACAAUUGAUGUAUUGGAUGUCAAUGAUAAUUUUCCUAUGUUUAAUUCUUCACAGUAUCAUGGACAAGUUCUUGAAAAUCAACCAUCUGGGAUGUUUGUUACACAAGUGUUUGCCACAGAUGAUGACUUUGGGACAAAUGGAGAACUGAAGUAUGAAUUUGCAGCCCCAAGCAGGGAAUUUGUCUUAGACUCAGUAACUGGGAGGUUGACAACUGCAGUCAAAUUUGAUCGAGAAGAUAUUCCCUCAUACAAUUUGAAAUUGAAAGCAACUGAUGGUGGUGGUUUAUUUGAAGUAGCUGAUGUUAUUGUAGACAUUAUGGAUGUUAAUGAUGAACCACCAGUGUUUGAUCUUUGCAAUGGAAAUCAGAGGUGUAACUUUGCUUUAAGUGUGUCUGAGGCUGUUGCAAUUGGUGAUGUAGUCAUCACUUUGUCGACUAUUGAUAGAGACAUUGGAACAAAUGCGGUCGUAACUUACAGCAUUGCAAACACAACAGCUUCUCAUCCAUUUCAGAUAAUGAAUGCCACUGGAGACUUGAUUGUUACACAGGCAUUGGAUUUUGAAGCUUCUGUCAAAUCUUAUGACUUUAUUGUAUCAGCUGUAGAUCAUGGCCAACCGUCUUUGAUAGGACAAAUAGAUCUUACAGUAAGCAUCACUGAUAUACAAGACAGUGCACCACAAUUUACACAAACCACUUAUCAAUCAACUGUGCCUGAAAAUGCAGCUGCUGGAUAUCCAGUUGCAACUGUGUGUGCUGGAGACAAUAUGCUUAACCACGGAAUCAUAUGCCCAUCAAGAAAUCGCACAGUGAUCUAUGCGAUAGUAUUUACAGCGUAUGAAUCUUUUGCUGAACCUACAAAGGUUCGCUACUUUAAAGUGAACUCCUCAGGAGUCAUAACAGUUAGUCGUAAUCUUCCAGACUUUGAUGAGGCUUCUGUCCACAGUUUGAUUGUCGAUGCUCGGUAUAGAGACAGUGUCCUUCUUGCAAGCUAUGGUAGAGUUGUAAUUAAGGUUGUUGAUAUCAACAACAAUGAUCCAAUAUGGCCAACCCAAUACGAUUACAUCACGGAAAUUAAAGAGAACAUUAAAGCAGGCCAGACAAUUGUUACAGUUACUGCUGAGGAUGCAGAUAAUGGAAGCAACGCUGAGCUACGAUAUUUUCUGACGGAUCCUGGGGUUGAUCCCUUUGAUCUAGAUCCAGUCACUGGAGUUAUCAACACGACUAUGCGACUGGAUCGAGAGACAAAAGAUCAAUAUGUUUUUGAAAUUUAUGCACAAGAUAGAGGACGUAUUCCUCGACAGAGUGCAUUCAAACGAGUUAUUGUUAUGGUGGAAGAUGAAAAUGACAAUCCACCCAUAUUUCAUCAACAAGAGUAUGUGGUCAAUGUUUCAGAAGCUGCAUAUUCUUCACAAUCUGUCAUAACUGUGUUGGCUACUGAUAAAGAUACUGUUUCAAAAAACAAACUUCAAUACACUAUUACUUCAGGGAACAUUAAUGCAGCAUUUGCCAUCAAACAGUCUACAGGAGAAAUCACAGUUGCAGGAGUACUAGAUCGAGAACAAACACCAAAUUAUGUUCUCGGCGUAAAUGUUUUUGAUACGUUGUAUAAUUCACAUACAACAGUAAGGGUUACGGUUUUGGAUGUUAAUGACAAUCCUCCUGAUCUUCAACCAGUCUCUGAUGUCGUCAUCGAAGAAGACAAACAGGUUGGUGAUGUUGUAGUUAACGUAUCAGCAAGUGAUGCGGAUGUAGGAGCAAAUGCUGCAAUUGAGUAUUCGUUGUCUAGUCAGACACCUUAUAGUGUGUUUAGCAUUAAUGCCCAGUCAGGUGAUAUAGCAGUGGUGAGUGGUUUGGAUUAUGAGAAUACAACCAGCUACCAACUGACAGUUGUAGCAACGAACCCUAAUAAUUUUAAUUUGAAGGAUGUCAUUGGCGUAAGAGUACUCAUUAAGGACAUUAAUGACAAUGCUCCUAUUUUUGCUUCACAUGUUCUGACCCAAUACGUUGAAGAAGAUUCAGUGCCCGGGGCAGCAGUUGGUCAAGUGACAGCCUCAGACAAAGAUUCCAAUAGUAAUGGAAAAAUCAGUUAUAGCCUAUGGAAUGAUGCAAACCAUACCUUUGCUAUUGAUGCCAAUACUGGUCUGAUAACUACAGAGGCAAGUUUAGAUCGUGAACAGCAAGAAUUUUAUGACCUCGUAGUUGAAGCAAUGGAUCGUGGGACUCCAUCUAUGUCCAGUAAUGCUUCAGUAGUAAUUUUUGUGACUGACGUUAAUGACAACUUGCCAGAAUUUUCUGGUUUGUUAUUUAGUGUUGACUUGCCAGAAGACACUGUAGUUGAUACAGUUAUUACUGCUGUAACGGCAUCUGACAAAGACAAAGGUAGUAAUGCUGAGGUGACUUAUGGACUUGUUAAUCCCGCUGAUUUUCCAAACUUUCGUGUUGAUUCCAAGAAAGGUAACAUCAUCUUGGCUCAGCAAGUUGACUUUGAAGCAAAAACAGUGUACAGUCUUACAAUUCAAGCUCGUGAUGGUGGAUUUCCAGUUGGGUCAUCAACUGUUAACAUUCUGAUCAAUGUGCUUGAUGUGAAUGAUAAUCAACCUGUGUUUGAAAAUCUCCCUUACAGCACUAACAUCCGAGAAGAUGUACUAGUUGGUGAUGUUGUCUUUAUUCCUACUGUUUCUGAUCGAGAUUCGUUCUCAAAUGCCGAGCUAUUCUUCACUAUAACUGCUGGCAAUGCUGAUGGCCACUUUAGCAUAAACGAGAGUACAGGAGCAAUCACAACAUUGCAGACACUUGAUCGAGAGACUAGAGAUAUCUUUGAACUUAGAGUUCAUGUGCGUGACAAUGGAGACUCGCGUAUGUAUGCUGACACUACGGUGAAAAUCGCAGUGGAAGAUGUAAAUGAUAACCAUCCAGUCUUUUCUCCUACAGUUUCUAAGGCAAGUGUGAAAGAAAACACUGAUUGCUCUAAUAAUGUUGUUGUUAGACUGUCUGCUACAGAUUCUGAUCUUUGUUCCAGUGGUACAAAGUGUAUCACAUUUAGUUUAGACAGUGAGCGCAUUAAUCAUGCCUUUAUUUUGAGAGGAGAUCAAAUACUGUGCAACUCAACAUUUGAUCGUGAACUGCAAAAAGAGUAUGUAUUGACAGUCACUGCUACUGAUGCAGGUGAUCCCCCACUAUCAUCAAGCACUAAAGUGCAUAUUGAGAUCUCAGAUAUAAGUGAUAAUGAUCCAGUUAUCCACAGGCGAGACUUCUUGGUCAAUUACAUUGAUCAGUUUGUCGGCACAAUUGGAAGGGUUGGGAUUUAUGAUCCAGACGAUAGUGAUCAGAUGACGUAUGAAAUACUUCUAGGUGACAUAAAUACUUUUAGUUUGAAUGGUACCACUGGCGUUUUGUCAGUCAGACAAACGCCAGUAAAUUCUGAGUACACACUUAAUGUAACUGCUCAUCAAGGCCGAUCAUAUGACACUGUUGUGAAAAUGUUUUUUCAACGUGUAAAUGAUGAGAUGAGGAAACAGAGUGUAACUGUUCGACUGGAAGGUGUGUCUCCUAGUUUAUUUAUUGGCAGUCACUAUAAGGCAUUCAAAGAUGUGGUAGCCGAAGUAUUGAAUGUUGAUCAUUCCAGCAUUUUAGUUUUGAGUGUCCAAGCUGUGCCUCAGUUUUACCCAAAAGCAGUAAUUGAUGUUGUCUUUGUUGUUCUUGACAAGAAGGAGAAGGAACCGUUUCUGUUUCGAAGACAAUAUGUUCAAAGUGAGAUCUUCAGGAAUAGAUCAUUGAUCGAGUUCCAGUUGGUCCUCAAAUUUCUUGCUGUCACAAAUGAUCAUUGUGUCCCAGAGCCUUGCAAGAACCACGGCAUAUGCGAGAAUGUGUUUGUGCUGGGAGAGAAGUUUGAUGUUGUGGAAUCGGAUUUUCUUUGGAUGCAGUCAUUGCAUAAGGUCACUGACUAUAACUGCUCUUGUGUUCCUGGGUUCUAUGGCAAAGACUGUGGGCAGGGCAAGAUGGAUUUCUGCUAUUCUUCUCCUUGUCAGCAUGAAGGUGUGUGCACUAAUAAUGUUGCGUCAUUUACUUGUCAUUGUCCAAGCAACAUAACUGGAACAUUUUGUGAAUUCAAGGAAGAUUACUGUCAGUCUCAGCCAUGCCUCAACGGUGGCAAGUGCGUUGAUCAACCUACCAUGUUUUCAUGUAUGUGCCCAAGUGAUUAUACUGGUCAUCAGUGUGAACAGCCAGUUUUUGCAAGUGACCAUUGUGGACAAGACCAGCCAGUGUGCCAGAACCAAGGGAGUUGUACAUCUGGUCCAUAUGGUGUUGUCACUUGUACAUGUGAUACAAACUUCAAAGGAUCACAUUGUGAAAUUUCAGACGAAGAGAAUGAGAACGUGACUUGUUUGCAGAAUCCUUGUAAAUUUGGUGGGACAUGCAUACCAAACACAUAUGAAUUUGACUGCAUUUGUCCAUUGGGGUUUGAAGGAGACAUGUGUCAAAUUGAUGUCAAUGAGUGUUUCAAUAAUCCUUGUCAAAAUGGUGGUAGAUGUGUCAAUGGAUUUGGCGGCUAUAGAUGUGUUUGUGGUGUUGAGUAUACUGGUCGUAUGUGUGAAACUGAAAUAUCUCCAUGUGAAGUUGCCCGAUGUCCAGAUAAUCUGCAGUGCACUCCAGAUGCAAAGACUUCAUCUGGGUUCAAUUGUGUCAAUCUUUGUGAGACAUUUGUGUGUCUUCACGGUGGAACAUGUCAUCAGCGUGGAUCACAAACUAGGUGUAGUUGUUCUGAUGAGAGGAGUGGAGAGCACUGUGAAUUGAUUCGAGCGAGUUUCACUUCAGGUUCAUUUCUCAUGUUUCCAAGUGUUGAAUUACGCCGCAGUGGCAGGCUGUCUUUUAAGUUUGUUACUGAAGAUGAGGAUGGCUUGCUGUUGUUCAAUGGACGCUACGAUCAGAUAGAAAAUGAUUUCAUUGCUGUUGAGGUAUUUGGAGGUAAACUGGUUAUACGAUAUACGGUUGGAGGGAGUGUGGCACAGCUGAAGAUAUCCACAGAACCAAUUGUAAAUGAUGGAGUAUGGCACACACUGGAUAUUGGAUGGCAUGAAAACCUCAUAAACAUGACUUUAGAUAACUGUCGACUACCACUGGUCAAACGAAUUGGUUCAGGUGAUACCCUGGACACAUCAAACUGCUUUGCAGAGACUCAAACAAUGGGAAACUUUAGUUCACUGGAUCUCAGUGCUCCAUUGUUUAUCGGUGGCUCCGAGAACUAUGGACAAAAUUUCAUGUACCCUACUAUAAGUCGUAAGUAUUCAGGUUGCAUAGAAGAAGUUUUCAUAACUGGGAGGACAGUCUUGGAUGUAAGAUCACCUCUAAAACAGCAACGAGUUCAAGAAGGCUGCCCAGUAAUGGAGAGGGGCUGUGCAAGCAAUCCGUGUAGUGGUAACGCAGCAUGCUCAGAAGCUUGGAACAGUUACAAAUGUACUUGUAACUUGGGAUACACAGGAAGCCAGUGCUCGGAAGAACGGAAACCCAUGAAAUUUGAUGGCAAUGGGUAUGUGUCUUAUGAAGUCCUAAAUCAGUUUAGGCAGCGUGCAAGUCGCGAUACUGACGUUGCUCUGAAAUACUCUGACAAGUUUGAAAUACGGUUGAGAACUCAAGCGGCAUCAAGAAGAAUGAUUAUAUGGACAAUUAAAACUGAAACUCAGCUGAAUCGAUUAGAAGUUGACAUGGGUAGGCCACGAUUCAUCUUCAAUCUAAAUGCUGGCACAGAAGGCAGUACUCAGCUAGAUCUGGCUGCUAAUGUAGCCGAUGGUCGGUGGCAUGAACUUGUUGUGGAGCGUCUAGGAAACACUGCUUUUCUUACUCUUGAUGGAACAGACACUACAGAACAAAGCGCAGUAAAGUCACAUUAUUUGUUUGUGCUACCGUUAGAUGGUGUAUAUUAUGUUGGUGGUGAACCCACGUCAAACGUUUCCAAGGCUGAAUAUGGAUUUGAAGGUUGCUUGCAAGAUCCACGUUUGGAUGGAGUUGAAAUGCCGGGAAUUGGAGAGAUGAGCAAUGACUUUUCUAUUAAGGCGUCAUCACCCAGUGUAGUAUCAGGGUGUCUUGCUAGACAAGUCUGUGACCCAUCUCCAUGUCUGCUAACAGAGAUGUGUGACGAUGAAUGGGAAGCAUAUAGCUGUGUGCCUAUUAAUUGCAGUUACUCUCCAUGUCGAAAUGGUGCUACUUGUGUGUCUGCUGGAAAAUGUCUCUGUUUGAGUGGAUACACUGGAGAAGCUUGUCAAACUGACAUCAAUGAGUGCGAGUCGCAUCCUUGCUUGCCUGGAGAAGAAUGCAGAAAUACUAAUGGAGCAUACGAAUGCCUGAGAGUCGUGUUUCCUCAAUUGGAGAGAGCUGAUCAACGACUGGAGAUUGUGGCUUUCGUGGUGGCAUGUGUUGUAAUAUUCAUUGUGGUAGUUAUGAUAGUUAUGGUUAGAGUAUGGUGCUCUUCACGUAGAGGCAAGGGCCACAUUGCUAGAGAUGAAAGUGGUGACUUUGGAACUAAUCACUUUGGUAUGAUAGAGGGUCCAGCUAUGCGCUAUGUCAGAGAUUUUGAAACACGCCAAGAGUUGGCAGGUCCAGAUACAGAAGGAGCAGGAGAAGAAGACUGUAAUGAAAGUGUUCAGUCGGACAAGCGUUGGUCUGAUUCUACACAGAAUUCCAGUUUUAAACCAAGACCUAAACCACGACCUAAACCAAGACCUAAGCCAAGGCCUAAUUCUGCGGUUCUGGGAAAUAUUGAGCCAAGAUAUGUCACUGCACCUUUAGUGUUUGCUAAUUAUCCUAGCACUGAGGAGGAUGCUGAAAUGACAUCAACAAGAGGAGGUACUGUGGUUGAAUCUGGUUCUGAUCCUAAGGCUUCAAUGCGAAGACCUACCCCAGUGCUAGAAGAUGAGGAACAAGAAAAUUCUGCGUUCCCGGUUAGGGCAAUGCCUUCCUCUGCUGCUAAAGGUGUCAAUAGUGUAUCAGCUGAACAUUAUGGGGAAGUGGAGGGUUUCAUGACAGCUAAACUAGCUGAGCUAGGAGCAAAAGAGAAUGAAAUCACGGAUCUGUUGUGUUGUUUUACUGAAGAAGGAAUAUUAUCACAGUCUGGAUCCCUCAGCACUUUGAGUGGCAUUGGUGACUCGGACAGUGAACCGGAAGGAGCGUUCUGGGAACGGGUUCGGAACUUUGGACCUGAGUUUAAGAAAGUAGCUGAUAUGCUGGCUACAAGUAGUUUGUCAGCUGAUACUUCAUGCUAAGUCCAUGGCAUUUGCUUACGUAGUUUCAAGUGUAUUUGUCAUUGUUUGAUAUGAGUACUCAGAAGUAAGAUAGUAAUAAGAAAUAAGGAUCGUUUGUCUAAUCAUA
Molecule: messenger RNA, 16946 nt
Organism: Corticium candelabrum
Lineage: Eukaryota; Metazoa; Porifera; Homoscleromorpha; Homosclerophorida; Plakinidae
Product: protocadherin Fat 3-like
Exons: 6
Coding region: 230-16840 (5536 amino acids)
Biological process (GO): calcium-dependent cell-cell adhesion; cell morphogenesis; adherens junction organization
Cellular component (GO): catenin complex; plasma membrane; adherens junction
Molecular function (GO): calcium ion binding; cadherin binding
Source: RefSeq, a predicted model, not a curated record